AAAAUAACUUGGGUGGUGAAAGAAACAGCAGAAAUUUUUCUCCAAGAAUGCAGAAUGCAUUGUGCUUCUGUCCAGAAACUAGUGGACUCCUACAAGAUGGCUAAUCUAAACAUCUCCUCGCUGUGUGUAGAGAUCAGUGAACAUCUCUUAGUCAGGAUUAACCCUAAAAUGAUAUAUGAAAAUCUCCAGUUUGAGGCUGACCAGGCCAGACACAGAGAUCAUGUUGUCAAGAAAUUGAAUGAAAUGCAUGAGUCUAUUGUAUCAACUCUACAACAGUCACAUGAAUUUUAUUGGUACAGUUACACAGAUAAGAUGGAUAGAAUGGUGGAAGAGGCAUUCAGAUUAAACAUCAAGUGGUCCCUUCAGGAGCUGCUGAAAGCUAUGAAUGGAGAUGGUAAAUCAGCCCCCAACCCUCUAUUCAGACUGAAGGUUGUCCUGGAAAGAGAUAAGCUGGCAUCUAUAGUAGAGGACAUAGGCAAGAUCCACCUGAUCAAUGCUGUUAAUACUUUCAAACGGUUGCCAGAAAUACUGACCAAGACCAAGUCAAGCAAGAUGCCAAUCUUCGAGAGCAUUCGUUUAGAUGAAGAAAUCAACAAAAUACUAAACUACAUUACUGCAAGUAUGCAAAAUAAUGCUAUGCACUUACAGAAUUACUUGAGUACUUGGGACACAUACAGGGAAAUCUGGGAAAUAAAUAAAGAUGCAUUUAUUGGAAGAUACCAGAAACUGAAUCCACAAAAUUCAUCCUUUGAUGCUGAUAUUGCCAGGUACAAUGAGGUAGCAAACAAUGUCCAGAUGCAAGAAACCAUUCUCAGCGUUCAGUUUGUGCUGCUGGAUUGCUCCUCUCUGAAGGCUGCAAUUCUCAGCCACUGCCAGGAGUGGCAGAACAAGUUCACCACUUUGUUGCGUAACAUUGCCACCAGCUCCCUGCAGGAUUUGAUGAACUAUCUGGCAUCCAACAGCAAGAAGGUAUCUACAAUUCCACAAACACUCGACCAGCUGGUGGAGCGCCUUCAGCUCUGGGAUAAGCUGAAAGAGGAGGCACCACUGAUAGAGAGAAAGUUCCCCCCACUCGUGGAACAGUUUGUCAUUCUGGACAAGUAUAAUGUUGACAUAUCAGCAGGGGUGAGGAAGCAGUUGAAUGACCUGCCUGUAGAGUGGGAAAGUUUCCUGGAUACACUUGGAGAGGCUGAAAGUAUGCUCAAGAAACAGAAGGAAAUAUUCAAAGCUGAGCUGUUGCGGCAGGCAGCAGAGUUGAAGCAGCAAAUCUCUGAAUUGAUCACAGAGUUUGACACCACAGGGCCCUUCUCCUCAAGUGUUGCCAUCAGUGACGCUUUUAUAGCCAUUUCUGGCUUUCAGCACAAGAAGACCGCCUGUAAGGAAAUGGAGCAGACGAUUCGUCACGGUCUGAAUAUCUUCAACAUUGAUCAUCCACCAUCCAAGGAGCUGGCCAUUUUAGAAAAGGAUCUGGAGAACAUCAAGAGUGUCUGGGAACUGACUGAUGAAUGGAUGAAAUGCUGGAACAAGUGGAAGACUCAUACUUUCACCGUUUUGAAAGUCUCUGAGAUGGAGGAGACGUCUUCAUAUCUGCAGAAGAAUUUGACACGACUCAGUAAAGCUUUCAAGGACAAACGAUGUGAGAUAGUUGAGGAUACUCAAAGUAAAGUUGAUCAGAUAAAGAGAACCCUGCCUUUGAUCACUGAUUUAAAGAACCAUGCCAUGAGACCUCGACACUGGACACAGAUUCAGGAUGAGAUGGACCGAUCAUUCGACCAUACCUCCGAGGAGUUCACCCUGGAGAAGAUAAUCAGCUAUGGCUUUGAUCACCAUUCAGAAUUUAUUGCUGAAGUUUCCUAUUCUGCAACCAAAGAGUUGGCCAUUGAAAAAGCUUUGAAAACCAUUGCUGCAACCUGGCAAGCCGCUGAGCUGGACAUUGUUCCAUACCGAGAUAAAGGGCUCUUCAAACUUGGUUCAGUUGAAGAAAUCUUUGCCACCCUGGAGGAGAACCAAGGGCUGUUGACCACCAUGAAGACAUCACGGUUUGUCAAAGCAUUUGAGAAGGAGGUUGACUACUGGGAGCGAACAGUUUCUCAUAUUCUGGAGACCAUUGAGAUGCUGAUGGUGAUACAGAAACACUGGAUGUACAUGGAGAAUAUCUUCAUUGGAGAUGACAUCAGAAGACAGCUGCCUGAGGAGACUGCACACUUUGAUUCCAUCAAUGGAAAUUGGAAGGAGAUCAUGAGCAGGCUGAAUGGAGACAGGAAUGCACUGCGAGGCACACACUAUCCUGGCAUCCUGCAGCACUUAACUGAGAUGAAUGAAGAAUUAGAAACAAUUCGGAGAAGUCUGGAUUUAUACCUAGAAACCAAGCGGAAUGUAUUUCCAAGGUUCUACUUCCUGUCCAAUGAUACUCUUUUGGAGAUUCUGGGUCAGUCCCGGAACCCAGAAAGCAUUCUGCCUUAUCUGAAGCAUUGCUUUGACAAUAUUAAAUCACUGAAAAUGGCAAAGAAGUGGGAAGCUGCAGGCAUGUUUGCCUCUGAUGGAGAGUAUGUGGAGUUUAACCACAGUGUGAAUAUGGAAGGGCAGGUUGAGGUGUACUUGGGUGAUGUUGAAAGAAUGAUGAGGGUGACGCUCAAGGAAAGUUUACGUCACUGCAGGGCAGCCUUGAAGAAAAGCAUGAAUAAGAGAGACAAGUGGAUCAAAGACUGGCCUGGCCAGAUGUGUGUCAUAGCCAGUCAGAUUCAGUGGACGCAGGAUGUAAUGAAGGCCUUGGGUUUGGUCAGUGAAAGGGGUGACAUUAAAGCCUUGAAAAAUUGCAAGAAAAAACAGAGAUUAAUGCUAAACAAGCUGUCAGAAACAAUUCGAACCCAGCUGUCAAAACUGAUGCGUCUGAAGAUUGUAACCUUGGUGACUAUAGAAGUCCAUGCUCGGGAUGUCAUCGAGAAGUUGCUGAAAGCUAAUGUCAGUGACGUAAAUUCCUUUGAUUGGCUUUCACAGCUGAGAUAUUACUGGGAGAAGGAGUAUGAUGACUGCAUCAUUCGGCAGACAACUGCGUACUUUGUGUACAGUUAUGAGUAUCUGGGUAACUCGGGCCGCUUGGUCAUUACACCGUUGACUGACAGGUGCCAAUUGACCAUCUCUACAGCCCUCAACCUCUGUAAAGGGGGAUGUCUUAAAGGUCCAGCUAGUACUGGCAAAACAGAGACAGUCAAAGACUUUGGUAAAGCCUUGGGCUUACUUGUGCUUGUUGUAAACUGUUCUGAAGGUCUGGACUAUAGAUCUACGGGCAGGCUAUUUGCUGGCUUGUCCCAGACUGGUGCUUGGGGCAGCUUUGAUGAAAUGAAUCGUAUCAACAUUGAAGUCCUGUCGGUGAUAGCUCAACAAAUAAUAGCCAUCCUAACAGCCCUGGCUGCUCACCUGGACAAAUUUGUGUUUGAAGGCCAUCUGAUUAGCCUGGUGUCCACGUGUGGCUUUUUCAUCACCAUGAACCCAGGUUAUUCUGGAAGACAGGAGCUUCCUGAUAACCUGAAAUCUCUUUUUCGGCCAAUGGCCAUGGUUGUGCCAGAUACUUCGUUCAUUGCGGAAAUAUGCUUAUUUGCUGAGGGCUUCAAUAACACAAAGAUACUGUCCAAGAAGACUUCCACCUUGUACAGUCUGGCUACACAGCAGCUGAGUAAACAGGACCAUUAUGACUUUGUUCUUCGGGGUGUUGUCUCCAUGCUGAAGUAUGCAGGCAAGAAGAAAAGAGCACUGCCACAUUUGUCUGACGAGGAGAUAUUAUGUAUGUCAGUGAAGGAGAUGAACUUACCGAAACUAGUGCAGGAUGAUGUUCCUCUCUUUAAUGGAAUCGUCUCGGAUCUGUUCCCAGAUCUUGUUAUUCCCACUACAUAUCGUGCAAAGCUGAUCAGUGUUAUAGAGGAGGAGUUGAAAGAGAAACAGCUGCAGGCAACACAGAGUACAAUUACCAAAGUGUUCCAGCUGUUGGAUGCUAAGACAGCACGUCAUUCAGUGAUGCUGGUUGGGGCAACGAUGUCAGCUAAAACUACAAUAUGGCGGGUACUCGAAGCCAGCAUUAAUCGUCUCAAUAAAGCUGGGGAACCAUUUUAUGUCGUCCGA
This is a messenger RNA of Candidula unifasciata, 4116 nucleotides long. Lineage: Eukaryota; Metazoa; Mollusca; Gastropoda; Stylommatophora; Geomitridae. The record is from the annotation of a GenBank genome assembly.